CAGAAGGCGGCUUUCAGACUCCAGAGCCUGGGGGCUGAGGAGUGUUUCAGGUUGUGAGAGUGAGUGAUCCUUGGCAAGCACUGGAACGGUUCACUCCAUGGGGUCAGAAGCUGCUUCCCUGCUUACUUUCUUAGGACUCUAGGAAACAACUCCAAGUUGGACAGUUCCAUUGGAUUGGACAUAUUUGUUACUCUACUGUUUUGGCAUCUGUUCUAGAACAUAUGCAAUAAUGUCACCUCAAAAGAGAGUCAAGAAUUCCCAGGCACAAAAUAGGACUUCACAAGUUAGUAAUAGUUGUCAGACCAAGCUCUCAGCUUGGAAAGCAAAACCAAGCAACUCAAAGAGCAUCUUGAAACAAAACAACACAGUGGAAGAUUGUGAACAUGGUGAUGAUCAAGCUGAAGAUGCUCUGCAAAUAACAUUGGAAUACUUUGAAAAAGGUCCUAUUAAAACUUCACGAAGUAAAAAUAAAAUCUUGGAAAAACACUUGAAAACUGUGGAGAAUAUGGCUUGGAAGAAUGGGUUAGCUCCAGACGCAAUUGACAUUCUAUUAAAUGCAGCACUCAGUGGCAAAUUUGGGAAUGCUGUAAAUACUCGGAUACUGAAGUGCCUGAUUCCAGCAACUCUAAUAUCAGAACAUUCUGUGGUUAAGGCAGUCUCCUGGCUCUGUGUUGGCAAGUGUUCUGGUAGCACCAAGGUACUUUUUUAUCGAUGGCUGGUUGCAAUGUUUGACUUCAUUGAUAAUAAGGAGCAAAUUAACUUGCUUUAUGGCUUCUUUUUCGCUUCAUUGCAAGAUGAUGCACUGUGCCCUUAUGUCUGCCAUUUGUUAUAUUUACUUACCAAAAAAGAAAAUGUCAAACCAUUUCGUGUGAGAAAGCUGCUUGAUCUUCAAGCUAAAAUCGGAAUGCAACCUCAUCUCCAAGCUUUGUUGUCACUAUAUAAGUUCUUUGUUCCUACUUUGAUUUCUGUAUCUCUGCCUGUAAGGAAGAAGAUCUAUUUUAAGAAUUCAGAGAAUAUGUGGAAUUCAGCUCUACUUGCUAUGAGGCUAAGAAAUCAGCAACCUUUUCCAGAACCUCUAAAACUGGUGUUGGGUUCAGCUAAUGUCCGUCCUCUAAAAAGAAAAUUGAAUUCUCACUCAGUUAUACCUGCGCUAAAUUCUGGUAGCUAUACUAAAGAAUGUGGAAAAAAAGAGAUGAGUCUUUCUGAUUGUCUCAGUCACAAUAGAUCCUUUCCACUAGAACAGCUUCAAAACUUCCCUCAACUCUUACAAAACAUUCAUUGCUUAGAGCUGCCUUCUCAGAUAGGCUCAGUGCUGAACAACUCUCUGCUACUUCACUAUAUUAACUGUGUCAGAGAUGAGUCGAUUUUAUUGAGGCUCUAUCACUGGUUGAGUCAAACAUUACAAGAAGAAUGUAUUUGGUAUAAGGUGAAUAAUUAUGAACACGGAAAAGACUUUACCAACUUCCUGGACACUAUCAUCAGGGCACAGUGCUUCCUACAGGAGGGGUUUUAUUCCUGUGAAGCAUUCCUCUAUAAGAGCCUUCCUCUCUGGGAUGGCCUCUGUUGUCGGUCACAGUUCCUUCAGCUUGUGAGCUGGAUUCCUUUUAGUAGUUUUUCAGAGGUGAAGCCACUUCUUUUUGACCAUCUAGCACAGCUCUUCUUUACAUCAACCAUUUAUUUCAAGUGUAGUGUUCUUCAGAGUCUGAAAGAGCUACUGCAGAACUGGCUGUUGUGGCUUUCUGUGGACAUUUGCAUGAAACCUCUGACGAGCAGUCUUCUAGAGACAACUUUGGGUGGAUCCAUGGACUCUGUGUCUAAACUGAUUGACUAUGUAGGAUGGCUGUCCACUACUGCAAUGCGAUUGGAGAGUAACAGUACUUUCUUGUUGCACUUCAUUUUGGAUUUCUAUGAGAAGGUAUGUGACAUAUAUGUAAAUUAUAACCUUCCAUUAGUGGUAUUAUUUCCUCCUGGGAUCUUCCACUCUGCACUCCUCAGCCUGGAUACCAGUAUAUUGAACCAGCUCUGUUAUAUUAUGCACAGGUAUCAUAAAAAUUUGAGUGCAGCAAAGAAAAAUGAGUUGGUACAAAAGGCAAAAUCAGAGUUCAAUUUCAGCAGCAAGACCUAUCAACAAUUUAAUCAGUAUUUGACAACCAUGGUUGGUUGUCUGUGGACAUCCAAACCCUUCGAGAAAGGAACAUAUAUUGACCUCCAAAUCCUAGAAAGUGCUGGAAUAAUGGAAUAUAAAAACAGUUUAAAUUUAGUCUGUCACCCUUCUCUAUUAAGCUAUGCUGCCUCCUUUUUGCUGCAGGAAAACCUGGAAGAAAGGACAAUAAACAUGGGCUCUAUUCGGGGGAAGAAAUGGAACUGGUAUUUGGAAUAUUUAUUUUCAGAGGGGUUACAAGGCUUGAAACUUUUCAUAGGAAAUAAUAUUCAUCAUUCUUAUGUCCCAUGAUCAGAGCUGUCCCCUGAUAACCACCAUGGUAAAUAUUAAAUGAAUGUUUACAUACACACUGAACUUGCUGGACUAAAUUCCUUCCUCAAUGCUAGAGAGGACAAGUAGCUCAACUUGUGUUUCCCUAUCCAUUUCAUUAAUGGACUGCCAUUUUCAAGGAGUACUCAGAGUGGCCUUCUGUCCAUGGCUCAGGAGGGCCUUGGUGUGGCUAACAUAUUUUGUGAUUUAGAUUGUUAGCUUACUGGUAAAAAAUGACUUCUUCAUCAUGCUCUGUCUUCCAUCAAAUUAUACGUGAAGAGAGACAUUUGCUUUGUGGUGGGAUUUUUCACAUUUUUGUAUACUAUGAGCUGCAUUGAUAGAAGAGAGCAGAUCAUACAUAGUGGUAGAUAAUCCAUAGACAUACUCAUGCAGAAUACCCUGCUUCCUCUGUGAAACCUCUGUGGAUAUUGCCAUUUUUUCUUAUGUGAACAAAAGCAGCAGCACCAAAUUAAUAGGAUUCAACACCUAUGACUCUAAAAGCCCUGAGUAGCUGAAGGCCUCAUGGGCCUUCACUGGUAGGAAUCUGUUGAGGGAAGGAAGGGGAAAGGAUGGGGAGGGGGGAUAAUCAAGACAUUUCUGUUUAUGCUGAUAUGGUUUCAUGAAACUAUUUUAUUUGUGUGUAUAUGUGUAUGUAUAU
Marmota flaviventris (yellow-bellied marmot) is the source of this 3128-nucleotide messenger RNA. RefSeq names its product centromere protein I (gene Cenpi). Gene Ontology annotation, cellular component: inner kinetochore; kinetochore. Gene Ontology annotation, biological process: CENP-A containing chromatin assembly; mitotic sister chromatid segregation. NCBI's taxonomy places the organism in Eukaryota, Metazoa, Chordata, Mammalia, Rodentia, Sciuridae. The record is from RefSeq and is a predicted model, not a curated record.